AUGGACGAUUUAUGUUUAGAUGUGACGGAAAGUUAUGUCGAUCAGUGUAAAAUAAUUAGUCAACAGGUACAAUCAUUUUUGCCGUAUAGCUCCACUGCGCUAGGUAAAAAUGAUGAAAUACGAUUUGAAAUUCGCAACAUGGACAGUUACACUUUACCAAGUGCCAGUUAUUUGUACUUGGAAGGUGAAGUGAAAAAACCUGAUGGUAUGAAGUCCAGUCCUAGAUUUAUUAACAACGGACUCGCAUAUUUAUUUUCUGAAAUACGUUAUGAAAUAAACGGUACUCAAAUACAAAAAGUACGCAACCCGGGCAUUACAUCUACUUUGAAAGGCUAUUGCUCAUACAGCCCCGCUGAUAUUAACGAACUACACACUGCGGCAUGGGACAUUACUACUGAAGACAAUAAAGACUUUUUCGACUGUACAUAUUUUUCUGGGAUUAUACCGCUAUCGCAUAUACUAGGCCCCGCUGAUAUUAACGAACUACACACUGCGGCAUGGGACAUUACUACUGAAGACAAUAAAGACUUUUUCGACUGUACAUAUUUUUCUGGGAUUAUACCGCUAUCGCAUAUACUAGGGUUUGCCGAAGAUUAUAAAAAAAUACUCUUAAACUGUACCCAAUCAUUAAUAUGUACGAGGAGUUCAUCAGACAUUAACGUAAUCAAAUUAUUCAAUGUGAAAGAGUCCUCUGAAAAACUUAAAUGCAGCACGGGAACUUCUGAUGAUAAUGAGGUUGUCAAGCUAUUAGAUACGAGUACCACAGUAAAAGAAAAACUGUCUACAGUAUCAAUUAAACUAACAAAAGUUGUAUGGAAUAUGCCAAUCGUCAAAGUGACCGAAAAGGAACAAUUAAAAUUACUUAGAGUUUUAGAUAGUAAAAAGUCUAUACAUUGCGCCCAUAGAAAUUGGGAACUGUGUGAAUAUCCGUUUGUACCACAAAACAAAUCGUUUUCAUGGACCGUUAAAACAUGUAAUAAUUUUCAAAAACCUCGUUAUGUUAUAGUAGGGUUUCAAACAGACCGUAAAAAUAGUGAAAGUAAAUCAAUGUCUGAAUUCGAUCACUGUAAUUUAACAAAUCUUAAAGUCCAUUUAAAUUCAGAAGUUUACCCGUACAUCGAUUUAAGAUGUAAUUUUGACUGUAAGCUAUUUAGUAUUUUAUUUUCCUACUAUGUUAAUUUUCAAAAGAGUUAUUAUGAUAGACCUUGGUGUUCGCCUUUAGUAAAUAAAAAACAAUUUCUUAAUUUAAUACCUAUUGCCGUAAUCGACAUGUCAAAGCAGAACGAUACAAUUACAGUCUCGUCUUUUGACCUACGUAUUGAAAUUGAAGCAUCAGCCGCGUUCCCUGGUAAUACAACUGCAUAUGCUCUAGUAAUUUCAGACAAUGUAUUUACAUAUACACCUUUUGACGGAACUGUCCGUAUAUUUUAA
Molecule: messenger RNA, 1431 nt
Organism: Daktulosphaira vitifoliae (grape phylloxera)
Lineage: Eukaryota; Metazoa; Arthropoda; Insecta; Hemiptera; Phylloxeridae
Exons: 2
Coding region: 1-1431 (476 amino acids)
Source: RefSeq, a predicted model, not a curated record